GCGGGCGGCGGGCAGGCAGGGCGUGGGGCCGCCGACUCGAUUGCUCAUGACUAGUGUCAUAUGACACGUUAAAGAUGGCUGAAGGGGAGAGCUGCACGGCAUCUGCCGCGGAAAUACAAGACGACUUUGAGAUUGUUGACAAAAAACAGAUUCCUAAUACGACUGAGCUGAAAAACGAGGAAAAGGAGAAAACGGAAGAAGCCAGGUGGUCUGCUCCUAUCUUGUCGCUGGCCAAGAAAGCCUCGGAAAACUUAGCGCUGAGCUAUGGCAACGCUCUGAAGUCUGCAUCUUUGGUAGGAUUCAUAUCCAAACCAGUCAGCAAUGACAGCACAGCAAAAACAAGUGCGCGAUACCACGCCAUGGAGGAGCGCGCCAACCUCAUGAACAUGAUGAAGCUCAGUAUCAAAAUCCUGAUCCAGGCGGCCCUGAGCCUGGGCCGGACCCUGGACUCCGACUUCCCUCCCUUGCAGCAGUUCUUCGUGGUGCUGGAGCACUGCCUCAAGCACGGGCUGAAAGUGAAGAAGACUUUUAUUGGACAGAACAAAUCAUUUUUUGGUCCUUUGGAGCUAGUGGAAAAACUUUGUCCUGAAGCAUCAGAUAUAGCAACUAGUGUUAAAAAUCUGCCAGAGUUGAAGACUGCUGUAGGAAGAGGAAGGGCUUGGCUUUAUCUAGCACUCAUGCAAAAGAAACUGGCAGAUUAUCUCAAAGUACUCUUGGACCAUAAGCAUCUAUUAAGUGAAUUUUAUGAACCUGAUGCGUUGAUGAUGGAGGAGGAAGGAGCAGUCAUUGUGGGUCUGCUAGUUGGACUGAACGUUAUUGAUGCAAACCUUUGCUUGAAAGGAGAAGACUUGGACUCCCAGGUUGGAGUGAUUGAUUUUUCCUUGUACCUUAAGGAAACGCAGGACAGUGAUGGCAAACAAGAUGGAGGGAUUACGGCUGUCCUUGACCAGAAGCAUUAUGUGGAGGAACUUAACCGACAUCUAAGUUGCACAGUUGCAGAUCUUCAGAACAAAAUAGACUGUUUAGAAAAGACCAAUUCAAAACUCCAGGAAGAGCUUGCAGCAGCAACUGACCGGAUUGGAUCACUUCAGGAAGAGCAGCAGCAGUUAAAACAACAAAAUGAAUUAAUUCGUGAACGGAGUGAAAAAAGCGUAGAGGUAACAAAAGAGGAUACAAAAGUAGAAUUGGAUACUUACAAGCAGUCACGCCAGGGUCUUGAUGAAAUGUACAGUGAUGUUUGGAAGCAGUUGAAAGAAGAAAAAAAAAUUAGGCUGGAACUAGAGAAAGAGUUGGAGCUACAAAUUGGAAUGAAAACAGAAAUGGAAAUUGCCAUGAAACUUCUGGAAAAAGAUACUCACGAAAAACAAGACACUUUAGUUGCACUUCGCCAACAGUUAGAAGAAGUGAAGGCUAUUAACUUGCAGAUGUUUCACAAAUCUCAGAAUGCAGAGUGUUCAUUACAACAGAAAACAGAAGCAAUAUCCUCUUUUGAAGGAAAAACAAAUGAGAUGAUGUCUUCUAUGAAACAAAUGGAAGAGAGAUUGCAGCAUGCAGAAAAGGCAAGGCAGGCUGCGGAAGAACGAUGCAACAAGAUGAAGCAAGAGCUUGCUGGCAGGCUUGACACUUGUCGGCAACAGAUGUCCCAACUGGAUAGCAAAUGCUCAACUCUGGAAAAGGAGUUAAAAUCUGAAAAGGAACAGAGACAAACUUUGCAAAGAGAACUACACCAAGAGAAGGAUGCUACCACUCUGCUUAAAACAGAAUUGCAGCAAAUGGAAGGACUGAAAAAGGAACUGAGAAAACUGCAAGAUGAGAAGCAGCAGUUAGAGAAAGUCUGUGAGGAGCAGGAGCAAGCUCUUCAAGAAAUGGGACUUCAUCUCAGCCAAUCAAAGUUGAAGAUGGAAGAUAUUAAAGAAGUAAAUAAAGCGCUAAAGGGUCAUACCUGGCUGAAGGAUGAUGAAGCAACACACUGCAAGCAAUGUGAAAAGGAAUUCUCUAUCUCGAGAAGGAAGCAUCACUGCAGAAACUGUGGGGACAUCUUCUGCAACACUUGUUCCAGUAAUGAACUUGCACUGCCAUCGUAUCCUAAACCUGUCCGUGUUUGUGAUACUUGUCACACUUUGCUACUUCAGCGGUGUUCGUCCAAUUCCUCCUAAGGCUUUCGUAACCUUGACAGGACCACUUUAACAUUGGAAAAGUAGCCAUUAUUUUCUUAAUUCUGAAUUCCAGGCAUCUUCUGUGCAGCAGACUGUCUGGUCUCUAGUAUUUGCCACUGUAAGACAGAGCAGCGUAAAAUAAUUCAUAGGGAUUAUGCAAGCUAAUGUUUCUCCAACUGGAAUAAUUAAGAAAAUUAAACCAACUGUAAUUUCCGUUAGAGUUCUAUUUGAAACUAAACUGCAAAUUCACUUUUCUGCUUUUUAUAGAUAUUUGUAUUAAAAUUUGUAUAUGGCAUUUCUAUGUUUAUUUGAUCCCUCUAGACGUCGCUGUCUUUCUGCACGUUAACUUCAGUUCCUCUGUACCUUCACUGUAGGUGCUCCUGUGUGUUUCACGGGUUAGUGUACAGUUUUGUAUUUGCUCUAAGUAAAGAGAAGAAAAGUCAUGAAUUGUCCGUAGAAAGAGCUUUACGACAGGUGUCGAUGAACGUGCCUUCAGUUCACUGCGGAGUCACUUGUUCUGAAAGUCGCUGUGACCACGGUAUGGUAGUUACACAAUAAAAGCCUUUUGCAAAAACUGAAAGCAAGACUGAAGUUCUGAUUUCCGACAGCUGUCAGCCACGUAUCCCAGAAGAGAAUGUUCCUGUACAGCCACGCACGUCGAGGGCUGCAGCUAGAGCUGCUGAAAUGCAUCUAGAGUAACCGACCAACAUGUGCACGCGCACAGUAUCCUCCUGGAAGGUGCCA
Molecule: messenger RNA, 2900 nt
Organism: Aptenodytes forsteri (emperor penguin)
Lineage: Eukaryota; Metazoa; Chordata; Aves; Sphenisciformes; Spheniscidae
Gene: RUFY1
Product: RUN and FYVE domain containing 1
Exons: 18
Coding region: 75-2156 (693 amino acids)
Biological process (GO): regulation of endocytosis; protein transport
Cellular component (GO): cytoplasm
Molecular function (GO): metal ion binding
Source: RefSeq, a predicted model, not a curated record